CAGUGUCAGUUACGACAGAUUUGUCACAUUCUAACCUAAAACUAAUGAAAAUCCACUACCCAGAUUUUUCAAAACUUUAGAUUCGCAGGAAUGGGUUUUAAACCUAGCAGUUGCUGUAGCUAUGGAUUAUAAAUUGUACGAAACGUGCAGCAAUGUUUACGAUUAGAUCCGCAAAGCGGAUCAGUCAGUUGUAUCCAUGGAACUGUGCGUUGACCGCGGGCAAGGUUAGACGUCCCUUUAAACAUGAAUUUGGUCCGAACUACUGUUUUAAAUGGACCGCAACUUCGUCGGCUGGCGUUAAAUUGCACCCUGAAUCCAAGGAGAAGUUGGCGAGUAGGCUGGUGAAUAGUGCACCUGCUCAAAUUCAGCCCUAUAUGAAACUCAUGAGAUUGGACCGACCGGUCGGAUCAUGGCUCUUGUAUUGGCCAGUCAGCUGGGGAAUAGCGUCUGCAGCCAGCCCUGGAUGCAUUCCUGAUUUGUAUCUGCUUACCCUGUGUGGAUUGGGGGCUGUGGUGAUGAGAGGCGCUGGGUGCACGAUUAAUGAUAUGUGGGAUAGAGAUAUCGAUGCGAAAGUGAAACGGACGAAGGACAGACCCUUAGUAAAUGGCGAUGUAUCGUUGCAAAAGGCCGUAGUUUUUUUAGCUGCUCAGUUAAGUGUCGGCUUAGCCGUUUUACUACAACUAAAUUGGUAUAGUAUAGAAUUAGGAGCGAGUUCCUUGGCUCUAGUCAUAGUCUAUCCAUUAAUGAAACGCUUCACUUAUUGGCCCCAGUUUGUAUUAGGGCUGGCUUUUAACUGGGGAGCUCUACUUGGUUACAGUGCUGUGACAGGUUCCAUUGACCCAACCAUUUGCUUGCCGCUAUAUUUUUCUGGUGUAUGUUGGACUAUAAUUUACGAUACAAUAUACGCUCAUCAGGAUAGGCUUGAUGAUUUGAGCAUAGGCAUUAAGUCCACUGCCAUCAAAUUCAAUGAGGAUACAAAAUUGUGGUUGGGUGGAUUCUCUGUGCUUAUGAUUUCUAGUUUAAUCGCAUCAGGGAUCAUGAAUGCACAAAUGUGGCCCUAUUAUGUUGCGACAGGCGCGAUUUCCGCCCAUCUGGCCCAACAAAUUGCCACACUAAAUAUAAAUAACGCUAAAGAUUGUUCAAGGAAAUUUAUAUCGAAUUCAUGGAUAGGAUUUAUUUUGUUUUGUGGCAUUGCGUUAGGAAGGUACCUCAAGGAUAACA
Molecule: messenger RNA, 1221 nt
Organism: Dendroctonus ponderosae (mountain pine beetle)
Lineage: Eukaryota; Metazoa; Arthropoda; Insecta; Coleoptera; Curculionidae
Gene: Coq2
Product: 4-hydroxybenzoate polyprenyltransferase, mitochondrial
Biological process (GO): ubiquinone biosynthetic process
Cellular component (GO): mitochondrial inner membrane
Source: RefSeq, a predicted model, not a curated record